GCCUGGAGGUCUAGAAAACCCGGGGUUAGGCAUUGCUUUUUCCGUUCUUCCUGAGGACUGUGCAUUCAGAACCAGGGCCCCAAAGAUAAAAUCUGUAUUCUCCCCAACUCCCAAAUCCCUGUUUGUUCUCCCCGGAUCAGGACUUUCUUCAGCCUUGCCAUGAAAGGGUGGUGUCUCUCCAUCCCAGAGUCUCCUCUUUAGGUCUCUGCCCCUGGUCAUUCCUUGGAGGCACUGCCUUGGAGAACUCAUCUGCCCCACUGAAUCACCACCAUGAGUCCUCAGGUGCUCCCCCCCACCCAUCCAGCCUCAGAAUGACACUACCUCCCAGUCCCCUGGCCAUGGAAUAUGUCAAUGACUUUGACUUGAUGAAGUUUGAGGUAAAACGGGAACCCUCUGAAGGGCGAUCUGUCCCCCCCACAGCCUCACUGGGCUCCACACCCUACAGCUCAGUGCCUCCUUCACCCACUUUCAGUGACCCAGGCCUGGUGGGGGCCACCGAGGGCCCCCGACCAGGCCUGGAGGAGCUGUACUGGCUAGCCACCCUGCAGCAGCAUCUGGGGACUGGGGACGCCCUGGGGCUGAGUCCUGAGGAAGUUGUGGAGAUGCUGCAGGGUCAGGGCCCAGUACCUGGCCAGGGGGCCCACAGCUACUACCCAGGGAACCCAGAGGAGACAGGAGCCCAGCAUACCCAGCCGGCGGAGCGGUUUUCCGACGCGGCCCUGGUGUCGAUGUCUGUGCGGGAGCUAAACCGGCAGCUGCGCGGCUGCGGCCGUGACGAGGCCCUGCGGCUGAAGCAGAGGCGCCGCACGCUGAAGAACCGCGGCUACGCGCAGGCCUGUCGCUCCAAGAGGCUGCAGCAGCGGCGCGGGCUGGAGGCCGAGCGCGCCCGCCUGGCUGCCCAGCUGGACGCGCUGCGGGCUGAGGUGGCCCGCCUGGCCCGGGAACGCGACCUCUACAAGGAGCGCUGCGACCGGCUGGCUCCGGGCGGCGCCGGGGCCGGGGGCCACGCCCACCUCUUCCUCUGA
Molecule: messenger RNA, 1025 nt
Organism: Talpa occidentalis (Iberian mole)
Lineage: Eukaryota; Metazoa; Chordata; Mammalia; Eulipotyphla; Talpidae
Gene: NRL
Product: neural retina leucine zipper
Exons: 3
Coding region: 312-1025 (237 amino acids)
Biological process (GO): regulation of transcription by RNA polymerase II
Cellular component (GO): nucleus
Molecular function (GO): RNA polymerase II cis-regulatory region sequence-specific DNA binding; DNA-binding transcription factor activity, RNA polymerase II-specific
Source: RefSeq, a predicted model, not a curated record